Molecule: messenger RNA, 663 nt
Organism: Danaus chrysippus (African queen)
Lineage: Eukaryota; Metazoa; Arthropoda; Insecta; Lepidoptera; Nymphalidae
Source: the annotation of a GenBank genome assembly
AUGUGUUACGUUAUUAUAACCGGGCGGAGUUUGGCCUGGCUUUUAUUGAGCUUGGUUGCUUUUAUGCUAAUUUUAACCGGUAUUAUGACGCCCAAGUGGCUUUUGGGCCAGCCAGUUAUAACGAAUGAGAAUAACAUGACCAAAUUUUAUGUCCCCAGUGUCGGAAUAUAUAACAGAUGUAUCCGAAUGCGUCACGAUCAUUAUAAUUGCGCUCCGUUCUCGUUAUAUGGCUUAGCAACGGACUCCGCAGUUUACCCUGGCCCGUGGAAAGCAGCAUUAUUCUUUUUAUCAUUGUGUGCGACGGUACAAUUUUCAACAGUAUUAGCUGGUGUAAUGUCGUGUUGUGUUCAAUCAGUGUUCAAGAAGAGUGUUAUAUCUUUGGCUGGGGCUGCUCAAUCUUUGGGAGGUCUUUUUGGUGUUUUGGGUCUACUUUUAUACCCAUGGGGCUGGGGUGCACCGAGAGUUAAAAGACUUUGUGGUGAAUAUUCAGAACCAUACAUUCCCGGUGACUGUUCCAUUGGUUGGGCAUUAUGUGUGACAGCAACUGGUGUUGCACAGAUAUUCCUUGCGAGUGCAUUAUCAAAGACAGCUGAUAAAGCGGCUAACUCAGAUAAAGUGCAGUUCCAAAUGGAUGAAGGUAAACAACUUAUAUGUUUAGUCUGA